GGUUGGUUCUUGUACUGUGAACGCCAAAAUAAAACCAGUUAAAAACUUUUCUCUCGGACUGAGAAACACAUGGGAGUGAAAGAAAUACAGCUGAUGAAAACGCUUAUUUACUUCCGGGUGUAAUGGUGUUUGGAACCCGGCGUUGUGCGCGAGGCUUUUUCUCUCUGUUCUUUCCGGGGGUCGCGAGCGGGCUGUAUCACUUUAGCCGACUUGCUAGCUAACGUAAAGAAAGUGGAGAAGACGGAGGCUAAACGGGAGCUUUAUCCGCCUACACAGACCUAUGCGACGGAUAGCAGGUGAGUGAUGGAGACGAGAGAGUUGACCGUGGUCGCUGGCAGCUUCGUGACUUUCCAGCUGCUCUUCUCGGUGGUCAGCCCGCGGCUCUCCUACAUCAUCACGCCGGGUUACGGACGAUUGCCUCUGAACAAGCACACCGAGUGGAACUCCAGGUUGGUGUCGACUGUGCACGCCCUGAUCGUGGGUUUGUUCUGUCUCUACAUCCUGUGGUUCGAUGACGUGGUCAACGCAGAUCCUGUCUGGGGUGACCCCAGUCUCGUCAAACUAAAUGUAGCCAUAACCUGUGGUUACCUCCUUUAUGACCUCGUGCUGUUAGCCACUAACUGGAGCACGAUGGGCGACAGCUUUUUCGUCUGUCACCACUUGGCGGCGCUGUAUGCAUACGGAUAUGUGCUGACUCGAGGCGUGCUUCCCUACUUUGCAAACUUCCGCCUCAUUUCAGAGCUGUCCACACCGUUUGUGAACCAAAGGUGGUUCUUCGAGUCGUUAAAGUACCCUCGCUCGCAUCGCCUGGUGGUGAUAAACGGCGUCGCCAUGGCGGUGGUCUUCUUCCUGGUCCGCACCGCCGUCAUGCCGUCCUACUGGUCCAGCGUGUUCGCCACAUUCGGCACAGACGCCUUCUACCGGCUGGGCCUCGGCGCGCAGGUGGCCUGGAUCUCCUCCUGCAUCGCGCUGGACAUCCUGAACACCAUCUGGAUGUACAAGAUCGCCCGCGGAUGCUACAAGGUGAUCACGGGGAGGGGAGGAGCGAGAAAAGGCAAGGAGGUAACGGAAAAGGAGCCGGAAAAAGACGGGAAGCACGUCAACAACCAUACUGACUGAAGAGAGCGAAAGGAAAUGUAGACACGAACAUGAAGUGAGGAAGGACAUCCUCACAGACCCGUGUGAUGGUCCCGACACGAGACAAAGAGACUCUCGAGCACCAGCCUUUGCAGCCUCCGUGUUAGGACCGAGGAAGAAAGCACACUUUUAUCUCCGUCUGUCACUUUUCUUUCGUCCCUUUACCGCCAUUCCUCUCUCAUAUUCCGCCCCCCCCUUCAGCCUCUGAAGUGCCUGCGAAAGACAGGAAGUGUUUGCAGGAUCGCAAAGUCGGACAGAGCCUUCAGAGGACGACCAUCUCUCGCUGAUUUCCCCCCCCCAAACGUCCUUCAUCUACUCCGUCCACGCUCGAGGAGACGCUCCCGUGUACAGUGUUCGUGAAUCUACAGGGCUCUCGUCUUAAAACUCAUCAGACCUCACGAUAUAUAGAUAAAAAGAGACAGAAAAACACCAUAAUGCCUCUUCUACAGUAUCACCUGCUGUGGCCUCCUUGUAAGAAAGUGGCACCUGCCUACUAUCACCAGCCAUGCCCCUCCCAACUCCCCCUGAACAAUUCGGAUUAUAUAUAUAUUAAAACAAAUAAGAAUAUGCAUGCAUGGAAGACACACUCUCUAACAACCUGUAGGUCCUGUGUCCACGUAGCAUCUUUUUCUGCACUGAGCAGAGAGUCUUUUCAGUGUUUCUGUGAUAGUAUCUCCACAACUUUUGACACCUUUAUCCAUUGUUUUUUCACACAUUGGAAGAUCCGUGUACGGAGGGCGAUCCGCAUACAGAUUUUUUUGUGUUUUGUCAUGGCAGUUUCCAUCGGAAAAACAAGCUUCUCGGUAUGUCCGGGGGGCAAUUUGUGUACGGAGAUAAGAGUUCAACUCCCACAAUAGAGAAAGACACCUAUGUACAACAAACUAGCUUUUCCUUCUUUGUUAUGAUUUAAAAAACACGGUCAAAAACAAGCUUCUCCUCCACAUACGGAGGGCAAUCUGCAUGCGGAGGGUGAUCCACGUACAGCGAUGGGAGUUUAACUGGGAAAACAUCUAUGUAUAACAAAUGAGAUUUUCUGUUUUAGUUAUGGUAGUUUCCGUCGUGAUAUCGUACGUAAAGUGAUUCUUGUACGUAUGGGCGAUCCUCGAACAUAGGGCGAUCCGCGUAUGAGAUAAACGCUCACCGUAGAAAAAACAUUCAUGUACAACAAAUGAGCUUUUUGAUUUUAGGUAUGGUAGUUUCCGUCUGACAGACUCGAUCAAAAACAUGCUUCUCCGCCACCUACGGAGGGCGAUCCUAGUACGUAGGGCGUUCUCGUACAGAGGGCAAUCAGUGUACAGGAACGACAUUUCUGCAGAGUAAACAUCAUUGUAUGACAAAUGAGCUUCAUGGGUUUUGUUUUGUUCAUUUCUUAAUGACGCAGAGCUUUCCCUCGCCGCAUACGGAGGGCGAUACUCGUACGUAAGGGUGAUCCCCGGACAUAGGGCAAUCCGCGUAAGGACAUAGACGCUCACCUUAGAAAAAACAUACAUGUACGACAAAUUUGCUUUUUGAUUUUAGGUACGGUAGUUUCCGUCUGACAGACUCGAUCAAAAACAAGCUUCUCCGCCACCUACGGAGGGCGAUCCUAGUACGGAGGGCGAUCUAGUACGGAGGGCGUUCUCAUACAGAAGGUGAUCCGUGUACGGGAACAACAUUUCUGCGGAGAAAACAUCAGUGUACAACAAAUGAGCUUCAUGGGUUUUGUUUUGAUCAUUUCUGGAAGACACAGAGCUUUUCCUCUCCGCAUACGGAGGGCAAUCCGCACACGGAGGGCGAUCCAUGCACAGAGACAAAAGGUCAACACUCUCUGGCAGCAGCGUUCAUGUACAACUAAUGAUCUUUUCUGUCUCUGUUAUGAUUGUUCCGUCUGAAUGACACAAUCAAGCUUCUCCUUCAAUAUCAAUAGUGACGUCAAUAUCUAAAAGGAUAUUUUCAACUUGGAACGGUUACAAAAAAACGGAGGGUGAGCUUUAAGUCGGUGCAUUUCCUUCCUUGAAAUAAGUCACUGGCUCUCAGAAAAAGUCGCCAGUGGACACAGGCUUCUCACAGGACGAUUUUUUGCCUUUUCAGUAUUCAUCGUGUCGGCGUCACUGAGCUGUUUUUCUGGUUUUUGUUCCACAAACCCUGAAGUCACAUACAGUUCAUUUUACAUCCAUCGCAACCCUCUGCCUCACUGGAUACUCCACGAUUCAGCUUUUGGUUUUGUUCUACCUCUCCCCCCCCCCCCCCCCCGCCUUACAAAAACCUCCCGUCAUCAUGAGAGAAACCUAUUUUGUUUUGUUCUUUCUACUGUAACGAGUGAUUUUAGCCUUUAAUGUUAUCUAUUGUGAUAUCACUGAUUCAGAGGGACGACUUUUCCUAGCCAAUGCAGUAAAACGGUGUCUUUCUAAAGAAACGCCCCCCCCCCCCACCUUGGAGGUUUUUAUACUUCCUCUGAUCACGUUUUUUUGUUCUCCGUGACUCUUGAGAAUCUUAUCGUACAAGGGAAAGGGAAAGGUCCAAAAACAAUUGGACUGUUUUCCCCCACUCUCUUCCCACGGCACAAUCAUAGGGUGCUAACGGUAUAACUGACGCCCUCCAGACACACUGACAUGGUGCUCUUUUUCUUGCAGAAUGUCAGCAGUAGGAAUGCUAGCAAUACGACAAUUUCUUUCCAAACGUUUCUAAAUAAUUUGGAUGUACCAACUUAUGGCAAUCUGCAUGUUGUUUUUCUUUUCCUGUAUAAACUGUAAAUCACUUCAGAGCAUGGUGACAUAUUUCUGUGAUGCCUUAGCGCCUAGUCAUAGAUGAGUAACAUCUAGAUAUGAAAACUGCAUUAAUCCAAUGCUUAAAAAGGGGUUUGUCUUCCAAAAUGUUUCGCCUCUCGGAGCAGACUGAAUGCAUGUAUUUGUUAUUUACUUUUCUCCUCGCUGCAUGUCUGUACAGUAUAUACACAUACAGUAGCUCUGCGUACUGUAUGCUAACUCACUAAUCAUUAUCCACAUUCUCUGUGUGGCAUUUCUUCUCUUUUCUUUUCUACAAAUUCAUGAACUGUACUCGUUGUACACUAAGACUACAUCGCUGAAAUGAUGACAGACAGAGAUGCAAGAGGGGGUUUCAGAGUGGGCUUUGGUCACACUACCAGAGAUGUACAAAUGUCCUUUUUGCUUAAAAGAGAACUCCACCGAUUUAGCGUAACACUCAGAAUGGGAAAUCACGAUGAAUAGCUUCAAAAACGAUGCAGCAGAACGAGAUCGCCAAGUUUCCAUCCGAACGUAGUGUGCAUCUUAACCAAAAUACAUCUUAAAAAAUCGGCAAGAAUUUCUCGUUGAUAUAGGGAGAAAGAGGGUGUGAUUUAAAAACUCUAAACAAUGGAAUUCAAAUAUUUCUCAACUUGUCAAUGCAUUUCAGGUACGUCACUGUGACACACUUAAAAAACAAACAACAUUUGUGCAAAUUCAAUUUUCCCAUUUUGCCUACAUUACCCAUAAUGCAACAGUUCAGUUAGGAAAAUCAUGUGUAGCAGCGAAUUCUCCCUCGUUUUCCAGUCAGAUUUUCUUAAGUAAAAUGCAAAUACAAGCAGGCUGACAAAAAAAGAAAUAAAACUUUAUUCAAUUUCUUGAAGAACGUGGUGACUACAUCACCCAUAAUGCAACAGUUCAGUCUAGCGAUUCAAGGCUUUCUCAGUCGUCGUCUUUUUUUUUUGCCAAUUUAAAUUGCGCAUGAACACAGGUUGUAGCAGCUCACUCUGCCCAUUUAUGUUUGUUUGUAUAUCACACACAUAGUUGUACUAACUAAGAUGUGUCAUCACACCCACUUUUUAUUUUGUAGCUCCCAAGACGCGAAAACAGAUUGUGUGUCCAAUCGAUGGAGUUCCCCUUUUAAGCCUUUAAUUGGAUCAGAUAAUAGAGAAUAUCUGCCGGUGUUUUCUCACUGUGUCGCUGUACAGCUCACUCGGCGACCUCCUGUCUGUCUGCCUGUCUGUCUGUCACCACAGAGGAGGGGCUACAGUAUCUUGUGCCUUUUUUAAACACAAACGGUGGAUGUGAUGCAGCCAGGUUUUGGAUUAGCAUGACUUUCUAAUGUAAUACCCAGUGAUUAUCUCCUCUGUAUUCCACAUGUAUACUCUUUGUAUAUAUUUUUAUAACCUUUGCCUGCACAAUGAUUAAUCCGGCCAAGUAUUAUAAUCCAAAGCUGAUCCCUUUUCUCGGGGAGUUUUGUGUUUUUCCUCCUGAAGUACAGGGAGGUAUGUCUCUAUGAAUGUUGUGAUUUAGUUAUUUAGUGGCAUUAGAGAUGCGCUCACAUUGUCCCGAGGCGGUCAGAAUGGAAAUUAUAUUUUUUCACUUUAAGACAGGUUAGUAAACGGGAAGGCUAACAUCUCAUUUCUCCGGCCUCCUAAUCUCGAAGCUGUGAAUAGUUGUAGAAAGAAACUGUAAUAUCAAAAGACUAUAGUAAUCAGACUACACUGUGGGGGGUGAGCAGAGAAGCUGGUGCGCUUCUUCUUCUUCUUCUUCUUUUUGUUGCCGUCUUUGAGUUUAAACUGCUCGUGCACAAAGUAAAAACGACACUCACGAGAAUUGCAAAGAGUUUUGUUUUUGUAUGUUUCAGGGUUUUCUACAGAAUAUAUUUCAACACCUGAUACGUGUCUCGCACCCUGGGGAUGUUCGGACAGAACGGAUUGAUGGAUUUCAAAUUAGAAAAUUAAAAAAGGCUGCUAUUGUAAAAGGCCGGGAUCUGAAUGGUGUCAGGUUAGAACAACCACAUUUGCCUUUGUUUCAUUUUCGGGGAGGCCAACGUUCAUUAUGUCAAAUAAUGAAUAUAUAUUUAAAGAUGCAUAUAUAUUAUUAAGGUAUAUACAAACCUGUGUAUAUCAAACUGAACCUAUUAAACAUCGGAUUUUGUGUUUAAUUUCUCUUCUUUCUUAGGUACAUUAAAACAGAGCUGCAUCAGAAUCUGGUACUUAAACGGUGAAUCUUACACAUGGUACUCGGGCAGUUUUGAUGGCAGGUUUGAUUCUAUUAAUUAAGAUUAUGAUUGAAAAUGACUGGAAAAAUCGAGGCUAAAUUGAUUUUUGUUUUUUUUAUUGACUUGCCAGUGUGGCUUGUGUUGUUUCCCCCCCUGUUUUUAUUUGUGUCUUUUAAUGCAAUGCAAUCUCUUUGUUUUCUUUUGUUUUCUGGAGAUUUUAAUGUGAAACAGCCUACACUACACGCAGGCCUCGUCUGAGCGUCGUCUACAAUGACCACUACUAAUGAUCAUGUAACUGUAGUGCUGAAAGCUGAGACUUACUUGAAAGUGUUGCUCUUCAAUAAAGUUGAAGACCAAGAGAAAA
This is a messenger RNA of Eleginops maclovinus (Patagonian blennie), 6445 nucleotides long. It is a transcript of the gene tlcd4b, whose product is annotated as TLC domain containing 4b. The coding region runs from base 304 to 1119 and encodes 271 amino acids. The transcript is spliced from 7 exons. The record is from RefSeq and is a predicted model, not a curated record. Gene Ontology annotation, cellular component: membrane; endoplasmic reticulum. Lineage: Eukaryota; Metazoa; Chordata; Actinopteri; Perciformes; Eleginopidae. Gene Ontology annotation, biological process: lipid homeostasis.